GGCGAGUGCAUGAGUUGUCGUACAUUGAGCCUUGGUGGUCGGAUGGCGUUUUGAGAGUUGCCUUCCUUGUUGUUUUAUCGUUGCGUGGCUUUCUUCCGGGGAACUUCGUUGGUUUUGUGUCCAAUCGCGGCUAGCCUCUUGUAGUCAACGCUAGUCAAUUGGGGAUAGCCCUCGCUGUCUAGAGCUUGGGCUUGCUGCCUUACCGAGGUCUAGUUUCUUUGUUAACAAUGGCAGACCAGUUUUUGAACCACUUGAGAACACUCGAAGAUUGCGACCGGCAGCUUCAGUCCCCAGCGGCAGCACUACUCACAGCCGAGGAACAGGAACAUCUGAAAACCUGUGAACGCUUAAUUAUUGAAGCCGAGGAAGCUGAGCAGGACGCUAUCAGUUUGCUCAAGCCGGGCAAGACCAAAGCAACGAAAGAGGCGUAUUUGCAGUCGGUUGCCCGCUAUAAGAAAGCCACGGCAGAAGUAAUUCGAGAGAUUGAGCGCAGGCAGCCAUUUUAUCUGGAACUGCGGGCUCGGGAAGACACACGUCGCGCCAUCUUCAUGCGCAAGUCACAGCUCAGCCAGGCCUUCGCGGCUGGGGCGAUCGUUACGACCCAGGAGGGACACGGUGCGCUGGCGCCGGUCCCACAAGGUGAGCCUCCGGCUGGUGGGGCAACGGGACAGGGACCAGCGGGGUUGGGACAACCGGCAGCAGCAGUUCAGCCGAUACCAGCGGCAGCAGCAGCGAGGCAGGUUGCAACCGCAGCAGCAGCAGCAGCAACCACGGUGCCCGUACAAUACGCACAUGUGCUGGAUAUUGAGGAACAGGUGGAUACCGAGGGCUUCCCGGCCCUAGCUCAGACACUAGGCCCGUUGGCGCCCCCUGCCUUUAGACAGGCGGCGCCCCAAGGGGCCUCUCACGUCUUGACAGAGCGCCCGGAAAGGGGAGUGAGGAGGGCGGUGGAAGGUCCGCUGGAGGCGGCGGUGCUGCCGCCAAGCAAGGUCCCCCGGCGCCUGACGGUCCAGGGCGCCGGCAUCUUGGACUCCUGGCUGGACACGUUGGCGACGGGGCCGGGCGCGGGCAUGACGGCAACGGGGGCUCAACGGUCGGCGCUGGGACCGUUCGAGAAGACCCUUACCUCCAGCAUUGACAUGGAGGACACCGCGGCCAUGGCGCCAUUCAUGAGCGAGUUGCUAGCGGUAGCGGGUGUGCAGCGGCUGUCUACCAACCAAGACAUCUUCAACAGUCAUGCCAAGAGCGUCAUCAGCGCUACAAGCGGGCGCAGGAGGCGCAGCAGGUCCAGUCCGAGGUCAGCAAGCUCACGCGCUACACUACCUUUCCCAAGGCCAUGCGUUGGCUAAAGGAGGGAGACCCGGAUAAGCUCAACCUACUGCGCGGCCUCUCCUCUUUCAGCAAGGAGGACUUGACCGACAUCCUGCGCAGCGCGACGGGUCAAGGCACCUCCAGCAACCGAGCAGCGGCCAGGGAGGCGCCCCUCCCGCUUCCGAGCAGCGGGUCCGCAGGCAGCCACGGCGAUGCACAAUAGCGCUGUUUUGUCUGCGACGCGACGGGCCACAGGUUCCACAACUGGCCCACGCUGGUAGGCCUCCCGGAGGAUGAGCGUGACAGGAAGCUAGCGGCGGCGCGCAGGCGCAUGCCGCGGAGGAACUAGGAACUUCAUGCGCCCGCCAGGGACAUGGCGGGUGCCCCAGACGCCGCCGCCGCGGGGGGCGGUGGCGCGGGGUGGCUAGCGGGCGCAUCGGGCGGCAUGGGCGACACUCAUGCAGGUAGGCCACCCCAGGGCGGUGUGGGAGACACCAUGAGGGCGGGCCGUACGUUAGACCUCCCCAAGGUGAAAUGGGACAACCCUAUCCCAGGGCGAAGUGGGAUACUUUUGCGCCUCCCCAUAGCGAUAUGGGACAACCCAAUCCCAGGGUGAAGUGGGACCUUUAGUGCCUACCCAAGGCUAAAUGGAAAAACCCUAUCCCAGGGCGAAGUGGGAUACUUAGGCGCCUCCCCAUAGCGAUAUGGGACAACCCAAUCCCAGGGUGAAGUGGGACUUUUAGUGCCUACCCAAGGCUAAAUGGGAAAACCCGAUCUCAGGGCGAAGUGAGAUACGUUUGUGCCUUCCCAAGGCGAUAUGGGACAACCCAAUCCCAGGGCGAAAUGGGAUACCUGUGUACCACCCAAGGCGAUAACAACCCAAUUCCAGGGCGAAGUGGGUAUCUUAUGGGCCUCCUCACCUUCCUCCGGCCCAUCUCCCUAUCGCUCGUGCAGUGAACAGCAGCAGGCUGUUGGGACACGUGGUGGAGACGGAUGGCCGGUGGUCAGAGGCGCUGGUAGGGCCCCUGGAGGCUUUGUACGCAGCGGCGCUGGCCCUGAGACAGGGAGCCAUGGUGGCGGAACAUGGCCAGCCGGUGGCGACAUCCUCAAUGGCAGAUCCAGUCGGCAGGCCAUCGGUAGAACAUGGGAGCAGCAGCACCGUGGCGCCUGCAGCGCCGCAGGGAGGUGCAGUGGCAGGGGCGAGCAGCG
Molecule: messenger RNA, 2520 nt
Organism: Astrephomene gubernaculifera
Lineage: Eukaryota; Viridiplantae; Chlorophyta; Chlorophyceae; Chlamydomonadales; Astrephomenaceae
Source: the annotation of a GenBank genome assembly